Emiliania huxleyi CCMP1516 is the source of this 576-nucleotide messenger RNA. RefSeq lists its product as hypothetical. The annotation marks the transcript as partial. Lineage: Eukaryota; Haptophyta; Isochrysidales; Noelaerhabdaceae. The record is from RefSeq and is a predicted model, not a curated record. The transcript has 2 exons.
GUGCGCGCCUCUGAUCUCGUGCCAGGAGGAUACGAGGGCGGCUUCAAGCUCUGGGAGUGCGCGGUCGACCUCCUGCACGAGUUGGGCGCGCGCCACCGCGACGGAACCCUCCGCGCGAGCGGCGCGUCCGUGCUCGAGGCGGGUUGCGGCGCGGGCCUGCCAUCACUGCUCGCGCUGCAGCUUGGCUGCCGUGUGGCAGUGCUGCACGACUUCAACGCGGAGGCGCACCUCGACUCGCUGCUCACCUCGCAGCGGCGCGCCGAGGCGGCGGCCGUCGUGGAGGCCGCGGCGCCCUCGUCGUCCCCGCCGCUGCCACCCGACGGGUUCGACCUCAUCUUGACCUCCGACACAAUCUACGACGCCGGUGCGGCGCGGCGCUUGUGGCACCUCAUCGCGUCGCAGCUUCGCCGCCCGGUGGGCCUCGCGCUCGUCGCGGCGAAGAGCUACUAUUUCGGUGUCGGUGGCUCGGUGGCGGCGUUCCGAACGCUCGUCGAGGAGGACGGCCGUUUCUCGUGCACGAGCGCGAGGGUGGUUGAGGACGGCGCGUCCAACCGGCGCGAGGUGCUGCUGAUCCGG